AUGGCUAACGUUGCAAAGAAAUUGAUUCCUCUGCUCGAUAGAGUUCUUAUCAAGAGAGCAGAAGCAGUCACAAAAACUGCUGGAGGCAUUGUAAUCCCCGAGAAAGCUCAAUCCAAAGUUCUUCAUGGAGAAGUCGUCGCUGUAGGACCCGGCUCACGAAAGGAAAAUGGAGAAUUCAUCCCAGUCCUUGUGAGCGUGGGUGAUAAAGUGCUUCUUCCAGAAUACGGCGGCACCAAAGUGAGUCUCGAAAAUGACGAAAAAGAAUACCACCUCUUCAGAGAAUCUGAUAUCUUGGCAAAGAUAGAAAAUUAA
Danaus chrysippus (African queen) is the source of this 312-nucleotide messenger RNA. The record is from the annotation of a GenBank genome assembly. Lineage: Eukaryota; Metazoa; Arthropoda; Insecta; Lepidoptera; Nymphalidae.